GCACUGUGUUGCUGAGCAGCAGCCAGUUGUGUUUUUCCCCUCAUCGAGCUCAGUCACUCUCGUCCUCUGAUCUGACUCUUAUGCACUCUGAGGCUCACAGGACAGAACAGACCUUUCCUCUCAUCCUCUUCCUCCAGUCUCGCGUCUGACAGGAUUUCUUCUUUUUCUUUUACACGUAUCUCCCUUUUCUCUCUCUCUGCCGGUUCCUUGGGCAUUAGUGGGGUGCCUCCGUGUGUGUGUGCGCGUGUGUGUGUGUGAGUGCGUGUAUGUGCAUGUGUCUGGGGGUUUCAGCAUGGAAGCAGUGGCACUGUACACAUUUCGUGCCACAGAGAGUGAUGAACUCAGUUUUAACAAGGGAGACAUGCUCAGGAUCACCAACAUGGAAGAUGAUCCUAACUGGUACACAGCUGAGCUCCACAACAGGAAAGGCUUUGUGCCAAAAAACUACAUCAACCUGAGGCCACAUGCAUGGUUCGCAGGGCGAAUAUCUCGUGGCGUGGCGGAGAGCCGGCUGAGACACAGAGAGUGUGGGGCCUUCCUCGUCAGGGAGAGCGAGAGCGCUCCUGGAGAGUUUUCAAUGUCUGUCAGCUACGGGGACCACGUUCAGCAUUUCAAGGUGCUGCAGGACCGCUGCAGCCAGUACUACGUGUGGGACGAGGCCUUCUCCUCCCUCAACGAGCUGGUGGAGUUUUACCACAGCAACAGCAUCGCUAAGGAGAGGACAGUGUUUCUGAGAGACCCCGAGCAAUUCGCCAGGCGUCCCCAUCACGCCCAUGCUCUCUUCGACUUCAACCCCCACCACCCGUCGCAGCUGCGCUUCGUGCGCGGAGACCUCAUCGAACUCGUCGACUGCUCUGACUCGGUACGUUGGAGGGGUCGCUGUCACGGACGAGUGGGCUACUUCCCCCCCGAGUACGUCCAGCCCAUUUAUCAAUACCAGUGACCCCAUAUAAUGACAAAGGCACGGCCACUACCCGAGGGUUCGUCCACCGAGGCGUUGGGACCCCAAACUUCCACCCUGUUGAAAAGAAAAACAAAAAAACACUGCUCUCCAUCUCCACGGCUUCCCGCUGACCUCUGGAGUGAAUGACUGACUGAGAUGACCUCUUAUGUCCAGGUCAUCUCCGCUUUCACGCUCUUCCGCUUGAUUCUUCAUCUCAACGAUAUAAAGUGACAGUCGAAAACACACGCGAUCCCAGGCGUAAUUAUUCCUUUAUCUUUACAAGAGUUGGCGAACCCUUGCUAAGGUGACAAGUGAAGGCCCCGAGGAUGUUUUUCCCUCUGCAGAUUUUCUCCAKUGUCCCUUCAGAAGGACAUCCAGUGAAGAGCAGAAACUCUGAGGCUGAUUAUUUUUGCAAGGAACAUCUGGAGAUGACGGCAAACAAACCUGUCGACUUCAGAGGCCAUGAUAUGAGAAGAUUGUCUGUUCCUGGGAAUUUAGAUGCAAAUCUGACUGAGUUUGGACUUGUUGCUCGUGUGUGUGGGYRUGUAUGGUAUGUCUCUGUCGAGAGUUGAUUGUGAACCACUAAAGGAAGUCCCCCGAAGUGCAGUGAGGACUCGGUUAUGAUACAGUAUUGAAAAUACACUGCUUAAAAUGUAAUGAGCUUAUUUYGUUCGCCGUCCAUUUCUGUAUGUAUUUAUUCCUACUCAUAUGUAAUCUAUGAAAAAGCAUAUAUUGUAAAUAGAAUUAUUCAUUACCGGAAGGAAACAUUUGACAAAAUUUACAACGUGAACUUGGGCUGGUCUUCCAUUACUUGUUAUAAGAAAUCAAUUCAACAAACUGAUGCAUUUACAUCUUUGAACCUGCUCUCUUAGCACAAGAUAAAUAAAAGAAAAUAUUUGUCAUCAGUUUGUCUUUUGCAAUAAUUAUAAGUCACAAUUUAAUAGUGUCACGCUGAGAAAAGAGAAAAUUUUGAAAAAAACGUAACCAAUUACAUUUGAAAGAUAUAGAAGCAUAGUUUUUUGGCUUUAAGUAGGUUUAKUUUUCCAACGUUUUUGUCUGCUAAAAAAUAUAUAUAAAAAAACAACAACCAKUGGAAAAAAUUGGGCGACAGCUAAACGAGAAUCAAAUGGUGACAGUACAGUUAUUGUAAAAAGAAAAUACAUCCCCUUMACGUUCUGUUUUCACAUUUUGGUCACUUCUAGUAUUUUUUUUUCUCACUUUUUUCUGUCUUUUUUUUUUUUUUAUCAAACUUUUCCACUCUGACUUUGUUGAAUAAAUAAUGACACGCUGACAUCUGUGGUGUGGGAUCUUGUACACCUCAGUUGGGAUUUAAAUAAUUGAAGGACCUGGUAGAGAUGAAGAUCUUAUUUACAUUAAGACUCUGGCACUAACUGGAGGUGUACUUUCUUUUUUACUGUGACUUUAGAGGAUGAUGACCAUAAUAAAACCUUUGUGCCAACA
Molecule: messenger RNA, 2404 nt
Organism: Poecilia reticulata (guppy)
Lineage: Eukaryota; Metazoa; Chordata; Actinopteri; Cyprinodontiformes; Poeciliidae
Gene: grapa
Product: GRB2 related adaptor protein a
Molecular function (GO): protein binding
Source: RefSeq, a predicted model, not a curated record